AUGGUUGUUCGGAGGAGACUUAACAGAACGGAUAAGGACUGCGAAGUCGCUGGAACGGUCUUCUUCCGAUCUAAAGAAGACAAUUACAAAAAAGGCUCCAGAAAAUUUUUUAAACUCGCAGCGUCCGUCCACAGCAAAACGUCCUCAAAAAUUCCACCAGAAGUUGGACGGACGAGUCUUGCCACAUCAGAGGAGCAACCACCACCAGACAUUUCGUCACAAGUACCAGCGUCAGUCGGAGAAACCACACACAAGCUCUUGGACGCAAGCAUCUCGUCAGCAAAGACGACAAUAACCUCAAAUAUAUCUGAGACCUCGACACCCACUUUGGAAGCGUCUUUCCCUGGUGGCAGGACUAUUAUCGUACAGGCCUUCACUUGUCAAGGAUUGCCAAGUUCUUCAAUUGAAAUAAUGGUUGCAUCAAUUUCAAAAGCCACAAUGAAGCAAUAUACCUGUGGAUUAAAACGUUGGUGGUUAUACUGCCAAAAGUUAAACCUAGACCUGUACGAUGCAAAUGUUAAUACCAUAUUAAGUUUUCUAACAGAAGAAUUUAAUAAAGGAGCCUCAUACGCAACAUUAAAUACGCUGCGUUCAUCUUUGGCGUUUAUAAUACCAACAAAUCUUGCUCUAGAUACUAAGAUCAAACGUUUUUUCAGAGGAGUCCAAAUGCUAAGACCAAGCGCUCCAAAGUAUGAUUAUACUUGGGACCCAGGCGAAGUUCUAACGUUUUUGGAAAAUUGUGAUAGCGCAAAUAUAUCUUUCACUUUGUUAUCAAAGAAACUAGCAACUCUAUUAGCAUUAGCUACAGCUCAUCGGGUACAAACAUUAUCUUUAAUCGAUAUUCGAAAUAUACAUAAAAUACCCGAUGGGACAGCAAUACAAAUUAAAAUACCAGAUCGAAUAAAAACCUCACGUAAAAAUGGAAUGCAACCUCUUUUGUCUUUGCCCUUUUUAACAGACAGGCCUGAAAUAUGUGUGGCAACCACAUUGGAGAUCUAUCUCACAAGAACCAGUUCACGUAGACCAAAAAAUUGCCAUAAAUUAUUUAUCACCCUAAAACGGCCUCAUACUGAAGUCACUUCUCAGACAUUGAGCAGAUGGAUUAAGCAAACUUUAACCCAGAGUGGCAUUAAUACUGAAAUUUUCUCUGCUCAUUCCACUAGGCAUGCAAGCACUUCGGCAGCUUGCAGAAACGGUCUAAACCUGGAUGAGAUACGACGAACAGCAGGUUGGUCCAAGAAUUCCGAUACGUUUGCAAAAUAUUACAAUAGACCACUGCAUUCACAAAAUUCAUUGUUUCAUGCCUUAUUUUAGGAAAUAAGUGCAUUAUUUUCACUAAUGUUUGUAACAACAUACUGUUCUUUAACAUACAGGUAUACUUAUAGUUAUUAAGCAAAUAUAUUAUUGUGUUAAUAGGUUAAAAAAGUAGAAUAGUAACUUUUAUAUCUACUUCUGGAAAUAAAUCAGUUCUAUUUGUAGUUUGUCGCAACUCUUUAAACAUCUACAUAUUGUUGAUCAUAGAGGGCGGAGCGCAAAUAUAAUUAUAAGAUCAAACGAACUUACCUAAGUGAUGUUCGAUCUUAAUUAUAUGAAGCGCUCCGCCCGAGAUGAUCGGUCCCUCCCAACCCAAGUGUCUACCCCGAUCAUCUAGUUGCGACAAAAAAGGAGCUUUCAAAAGAAUGAUAGUAAUGACACCUACACAGGAUACCAGAGGGUUGGGUCGGUAAAAUAGUUUCAGA
Messenger RNA from Photinus pyralis (common eastern firefly), 1739 nucleotides. RefSeq lists its product as uncharacterized. The transcript is spliced from 2 exons. Lineage: Eukaryota; Metazoa; Arthropoda; Insecta; Coleoptera; Lampyridae. Gene Ontology annotation, biological process: DNA integration; DNA recombination. The coding region runs from base 1 to 1314 and encodes 437 amino acids. Gene Ontology annotation, molecular function: DNA binding. The record is from RefSeq and is a predicted model, not a curated record.